Stylophora pistillata is the source of this 1218-nucleotide messenger RNA. RefSeq names its product sentrin-specific protease 2-like. The record is from RefSeq and is a predicted model, not a curated record. NCBI's taxonomy places the organism in Eukaryota, Metazoa, Cnidaria, Anthozoa, Scleractinia, Pocilloporidae.
UAAACAAAGAUGAAAAUGACAGCAAAGAAGAAGAUCAAGAGGAGGGAAAUCACCAACAUGUCAGUGGUAACGGUAAUGAUGACAGUGACUGCUUUGUCACAGAUGAUGAUGAUGACAACAUUGAUGAAAACAACAGUGUAAAUGAGCCCAAUGAAGAGCAGGACCAAAUGAAUGUACAUAUUCGACAUGGAUUACCACCAGAGACGUUUACAAAUAGUUGCAUGUUUGCAAAUUCCUUAGCAUUUCAGUUACCUCCUUUUCUGACACCAAUGAUUGAUUGCAUUGCAACUGGCAGGCUUGUUUUUGGAGGAAGUCACCUUGUUGACAAAGAUGACCUGAAGGGUUUAUAAGGGCAUGGCAAAACAGCACAAGAAAAGUGGCUAUCAAACUUUGUAAUUGACAGGUACUUAGAACUUGGUCAAUCAAGCAAGUGCAACUACAGAAAUGGAAGUGAUCACAUGGGAGAAGUUUGAAAAAGGGGUUGGAGCAUUCCCUGUCCAACAAGUUUUGAAGGCACUUAAACCUAUUCUCAACCAGGAUAUAUUUGUUGUUCCAUGCAACACUAAUAACAGCCACCACUGGUUCCUUUUGGCAGUUCAGCCACCACUACAGUGUGUACUGGCUCUAGAUAGCAUGCCAGGUAGCUUCAUCAAGCCAACAGUUUAUAAAGCUAUUGAGAAGGUCAUUCAGUUAAUGAAAGAAAUUGAUGGCAACCUCAAGAUUGAAGAGUGGUCGUUUUAUGCCAACAAGCCUGGAGACAUCCCAAGCCAAAUAAAUGACUAUGACUGUGGUGUCUUUUCAUGCAUGUAUGCCAGAAGUCUUGUCAAUUUGAGCCCUAUGAUUUCCCUAACUGUUCACAGCAUUUCUGAUCUAAGAAGCUACAUGAUCCUUGAACUGCACAGAAAUGCUGUACCAAUUCCUCCACUAAGCAUGAAAGUGGAUGAAUAUUAUGCAGUUGACUAUGUUAGCCAUUACUAUUUUGGCAGAAUUCUGAGCAUUCAAGGCGAUUUCAUCUGAUUCAAGUUUCUACAUCCUAUUCGGCAUGGUGCAAAUGCCACUGACAGCUUCGAUUGGCCUACAAGAGAUGAUGUUGAUAAUGUUCAUAAGAAUUGUGUGUUUUAUGGGCCUGUCCAGUUAGUGGGCAAUACUCCUUUCACAGUCUUGGAGCAUGAGCAUGUUAAGAAAGUUUUCCUUUAUCUCCAGAAGAACUAAUGUAUA